This is a messenger RNA of Moneuplotes crassus, 1170 nucleotides long. Lineage: Eukaryota; Ciliophora; Spirotrichea; Euplotida; Euplotidae. The record is from the annotation of a GenBank genome assembly.
AUUUACUUCAAAAACUACAAUGGGUCAAUCCCUAACACUUUGCUCUGGAGACAGGGAAGAUAAAAACUUAGAGUUCAGACCAAUUAGCACCUCUGCAGACUACGACCCCACAUUCAGUAAUUCCCCUACCCAGCCCAAGGGCCAAAGAAGGAUCAUGCCUAAAGACAGUAGCGCCAAGAAGGAGACGGUGUUUGACAGGUUGUGGAAGCAUAAAGAAAAGAAAGAAAAUUUAUCAGGAGACGAAUUUGAAGAGAAUAAACUUGUCUCAGAAAAUGACAAUAUCCUAAAGGCUGAUGAUCUUGAGGAUAGUGAUGACCAGGCUCUUUUUCCACAUUCAAUCUCUUACACCCAUCUUUCCAAGAUAUUUAAAUUCACCACAAGCGAAGCAAAGACUUUUAAUGAAAGCUCUUCUUUGAUUAUUGAUCUUCACCGCUCAUCCAACAGUGAAUUCAUUACGUCAUUAGAUACCAGAAUGCCAGAAUUAUAUGAAAUAAAGAUUCUAGGUGUCUCAGAUGCUAUUAAACAAGACCUUAAGAAGUUCCUAAGAGAAUACUUCCCUCAAAAAAUCAAAAAAUUUGAGUUGAGUGCCAAAGAAGGAUCGAUUAGCGAUCUUAGUGAAUAUUCUCAAGAACUAUGCAGAGCUACUAAGAGAGUUGAAGAUGAAAUUUCUAUUUCUCAUUUUGAAAUUUCAAACUCCAGUCUUUCAACACUCUUCUCCUCAAUGAAAGAUAUCUCAAAGAUAUCUUUCAUCUCUUGUCUUCUUUCUCUUCCCUCUUUGCCUUUCCUUUCCUCUGGAUCAGUUAAUUUAAACACUCUUUGCCUUGAAAACUGUAGUAGUAAAAACACAGGAGACUGGUCUGAAAAUCCAUCCCACUUCGAGACCCUCGUCCAGUUCCUAACUGAAGGAGGCCAUUUUAAAAGCAGCCACGAUGAAGAAAGGAAAAUUCAAAUUCAUAAUUGUGGACUGACAACAGAGGAGAUUAAGCAAGUGUUACUAAAGUAUGGACUCAGUAAUGUCAAGAUAAUGACAGAGGUGGAUUUCUUUGGAAAUUAUGAAUAAUAAUCACCAAUGCAAAUGGAUUUUAGUCAAGAUAGUCCUCUCUAAGUCAAGAAUUCUUUGGCACAAUUCGGAGACUUAUUGAAAUCCAAAUAGUAAUAGGAUUAGUUUCA